UCCUUCCACAUCCACACGAAAACGCGCGUCCCACGGUGGUGGCACACACCGUGGUGUGUGGUGGCCUCUCGGCGCCGGCUCCGCUGCUGCUGCUGCCGCGCCAUGCGUGGCUGAUCAGAUCGAAUAUAAGUGCGCGCGUGUGGUUCGUGUGUGUGUACAUGUGCCAUCAUCACCACCGUCCGCAGCAGUAACGGAAAAGAAGAGGGCUCGACCCGCAGUGGCCGGAAUCACCGAAAAAUGGACGCGACGCCGCAGCGAGUUAUUUCCGGUUUGCUUUUGUUCGCCCUCGCCACAUUACACCUCGGUUACGCCAGAAAUGAACCCAAUUAUUAUGGUAAAUUAAUCGGAACCCUACAAGAAUACGCACACGGCAUCAAAGGGAAAGUAUAUGCCGUUGACGACGCAACGAUAUUCAUAAAAGGAUUUUCCUACGACGGCACCGGCCCAGAUGCCUACUUCUGGGUUGGGAACACCAGCCAGCCCAAUCCCGAAGGUUACAUUGUACCCUAUCCCGAGACUGAUAAGGGCAGUGACCCACGAGUACUGGAGGCGUACAACUACACAGACAUCAUCCUCAGGCUACCCGGGGGAAAACGCAUACGAGACAUUAAAUGGUUGAGCGUUUGGUGCAGAAGGUUCACGGUCGAUUUCGGCGACGUUUUCAUACCGUCUGACUUGAAGGUACCGAAAUUGCAAGUACUUCCUGAAUUUUCGAGACUUGCACACGGCCUCCGCAGCGGCAACAUCAGUAUUCUAGACAGCAAGACGAUCUACAUUCCAAAUUUGCAUUACGACGGUGGCGGGCCGGACGCUUAUUUCUGGGUGGGCAAUGGCUCAGAACCCAGUCGUUUUGGUAUCAAGGUCCCCAAUGAAAUGGGCAGUUUGGCACCAUUAAGAGGAUACCAAGGAGAGGACAUUGAGAUCGUCUUGCCGGGGAACUUGACGGUGUACGACAUCAACUGGCUCGCGGUGUGGUGCGUUGAAUACAGACACAAUUUCGGGCACGUUCUAAUUCCAAAGGACCUCGACGUUCCUCCGGCUCUCGGCCAGACGAAAAUUACGCCGCCGUGGUGGUACAAUCCAACGAGCAGCACACCGACGCCUAAGGUGAACAACUGCAAAGAGAUGUUAAAUGGCCGUAUUCAAGUGCAGUGGCAGCUGAAGGGCGAGGACGUGCAGAUUCGGGUCUCGGGACGCAUCAACGAAAACCAGUACGUGGCGUUUGGAUUGUCGGGUGAAGAAGGCAAGGCCGAGAUGAUCGGCGGCGACGUCGCCGUGAUCGGAUACAAUAAACGAAACGGAAAGUUUAUUGCCGAAGAUUACUACAUGUCAGACACGUCUCAGUGCGAUGGUAUGAGGGGUGUGUGCCCGGAUGAGAGGAUCGGCGGAAGGAACGACGUGGUGCUCUUGCGUGGGGAAAGGAAGAAUGGCGUGACAACAGUUACGUACACACGUCCGAUGAGAACCAACGAGCCAGAGAAGGACAGGAUGAUUCCGGAAAGGGAGACUAGCGUGAUCGCUGCCAUCGGACUUUUGAAUUCGCAGGGCGAAGCCAAUGCUCAUGAGAGAUUCGAUAAGACUACCGAGGAUAUUCGUAUCGACUUUACGUCGAAGAAUGUUCACGACUGUACAAAUUCCUUGUACAAUAUUCCGGAUGAACCUGAUCUUGAACCCUGGAAGCCGGCCGUUAUCGACGAUAAGAGUAUUUUCAAUGCAAGAAUUGGGCCGACUGGUUCGAAAAGAGGAUACACACGGAUCACAGGUACACCCUCUUGGGGCAUCGCAUGGUAUGUCAAUGAUUUGCUGAUUCCGGAGAUCAUCGUGGAGCGAGGAGAAACUUAUACCUUUAUUGUGGAAGGUGGAAACGAUCCUGCCAAUCCUGCUAAAUAUCAUCCAUUCUACAUAACUGACAAUCCGGAGGGUGGUCUCGGACAACACCCAGAGAGAAAAGGGCAAGAAAGAAUAUUUGCUGGCGUAUCGUAUGAGCCUGACGGAUAUCUUUUCCCGAUUGCAACCGGUCGUUAUUGCGAAUGGGUCCGCACCACGGUGGAUAACCCGGAUAAUUACAAGACGUUUAAGAGCUUCUUCGAAACGCUCGAACUCAAAUGCGACAAGGGCGAGCCUGCUAAACUUAUAUGGACUGUAGAGAAAGACACGCCAGACUUAGUUUACUAUCAGUGUUUUACGCACAAACAUCUGGGCUGGAAGAUUCAUGUCGUCGACCCGGGGCGGAGGCAGAGAAACAUUAACGGUGUCAGUCAAGUUUUGCCUGCGUUUACAACGUUCGUGGUGUCCGUCAUCGCACUUGUUUUAUUCUCAAGAUGAAUCAUUGCGUUUCCUUUUUUCAACGCGGAACAAAUAACAGAAGACAAAGAUGACGACGAAAACUGAUCGAUUUAAGAUGAUUGCGAGAGCCACAACAAUGUACACACGAUUGUUAAAUCGACGAAACGCAUACAAGGUUGUAAGAAAGUAUUUAGUACGUAAGAUCUACUUGUAAGGUAAAAGAUUAGCAAAAUAUUUUUAAGACUUAUCAGAUUCAAUAUUUCAUACUAUAUAUAUAUAUACACAUACAAGUACAUGCAUACACAUAUACAUGUAUGAACAUGGACGCAAAAUUUCCAUGCUCUUUGACACAAAGUCGAGCUGACAAUAAUGAUUAGAAGUGAGUAACUAAUGGAAUUCUGACAAUAAUCAUGAUCAGGACUGAAUAACCAAUGAAAUUCUGACAAUAAUUAUCAGAACUGAAUAAUUAAUGAAAUUUGGACAAUAACGAACGAUCGUUCAUUAUUAAGGGGAGGAUAUGUCAAAACGAUAUCCAGGGACGAGCUAACUAGCACGUAACUAUAGAUAUAAAUUUGAUGCGGAGAAAUGGAGGUGCAUCAUCAUGUACAAUGUAAAUUUUGCACAAAACUAUAGUUGAUCUUAAUAUAACUUUAAAUCGACGAUAAUACGUAAGAAAUACAUUUAUAAAUGCUGUCGACUUGACAAUAAUACGUAGAGUAGUCAAUCGAAAGAAAGAAAGAGAGAAAGAGAGAGA
Vollenhovia emeryi is the source of this 3040-nucleotide messenger RNA. RefSeq names its product protein Skeletor, isoforms B/C. The transcript has 12 exons. The record is from RefSeq and is a predicted model, not a curated record. The coding region runs from base 238 to 2325 and encodes 695 amino acids. NCBI's taxonomy places the organism in Eukaryota, Metazoa, Arthropoda, Insecta, Hymenoptera, Formicidae.